Molecule: messenger RNA, 1982 nt
Organism: Ipomoea nil (Japanese morning glory)
Lineage: Eukaryota; Viridiplantae; Streptophyta; Magnoliopsida; Solanales; Convolvulaceae
Product: beta-fructofuranosidase, insoluble isoenzyme CWINV1-like
Exons: 7
Coding region: 36-1766 (576 amino acids)
Biological process (GO): carbohydrate metabolic process
Molecular function (GO): hydrolase activity, hydrolyzing O-glycosyl compounds
Source: RefSeq, a predicted model, not a curated record
CCCCCUCACAUAGCUAUUAUACUAACUACAUAAACAUGGGUGAUACAUAUAGCCUUUGGCUAUUAUCCAUUUCUUUCCUCUUGUUAGUACUCUAUGGAGGUGUUGAAACCCAAGCCUCACACAUUGUUCUACAAAACCUUGAAGCUCUCCAACCACCUUACCCCAACCAUACUUAUAGAACCUCUUUUCAUUUCCAACCUCCUAGGAACUGGAUGAACGAUCCAAAUGGGCCUAUGGUUUAUAAAGGAGUGUACCAUUUCUUCUACCAAUACAACCCAAAAGGUGCAAGUUUUGGCAAGAUAUCAUGGGGACACUCUACUUCAAAAGACCUAGUUAACUGGAGAGCUCAUAUCCCUGCACUCUCUCCAUCCCAGCCGGCGGCCGAUAUCAACGGUGCAUGGUCCGGCUCGGCGACGAUUCUUCCGAACAACAUGCCGGCGUUGCUCUACACCGGCGUGGAUUCAAGAAACCGGCAGGUCCAGAACUUGGCCGUGCCCAGAAACCCAUCCGACCCGUACCUCCAAGAAUGGGUAAAAUCGCCCCGGAAUCCAUUAAUCGCGCCAAACCAUUACAACAAGAUCAAUGCUACGUCGUUUAGGGACCCCACCACCGCCUGGCGAGGCCCUGACGGGAACUGGAGAAUCCUAGUAGGGAGCAAAGUUGGCCGCCGGGGAUUAGCUAUCCUGUACAGGAGUAAGGAUUUCGUUCGCUGGGUCCAAGCCAAACACCCUCUUCAUUCAGGUGAAGGUUCAGGAAUGUGGGAGUGUCCUGACUUUUAUCCCGUUUCUACUAGCCCAAACGGCCUGGACACUUCCUUAGUUGGUUCCAAGAUCAAACAUGUACUGAAAAUUAGCCUGGAUGAGUCUAGGCAUGAUUACUACACGAUUGGAACGUACGAUCAUGUCAGGGAUAAGUAUAUCCCGGAUAAGGGAUCCGUGGAUAACGACUCCGGGUUAAGAUAUGAUUAUGGCAAGUUUUAUGCCUCCAAGACGUUUUAUGACAGCUUAAAGAGAAGGAGAAUUCUGUGGGGUUGGAUUAAUGAAUCCUUGAUCGAUACUGAAUAUGUUAAACAAGGUUGGUCUGGAGUUCAGGGAAUUCCAAGAACUGUUUGGCUUGAUAAAACUAGAAAACAGCUGGUUCAAUGGCCAGUUCAAGAACUCGAAAAGCUGCGUUCAAAUAAGGUUGAGAUGCCCAGUACGAUGCUCAAGAAAGGAUCUGUAUCUGAAGUUUCAGGAAUCAGUGCCGCUCAGGCGGAUAUGGAGGUUACGUUUAAGAUAAUGGAGUUUGGGAAGGCAGAAAAAAUGGAGGAAAGAUGGACGACAGACCCUCAAGUGUUGUGCAGCCAGAAGGGGGCAUCAGUACGAGGAGGAAUAGGGCCAUUUGGGUUGAAGGUUUUGGCUUCAGAAAACAGGCAAGAAUACACAGCAGUGUUCUUCAGAGUCUUCAUGGGAAACAACAAUAAUCCUGUCGUGCUCAUGUGCAGUGAUCAAACCAGGUCUUCACUAGACAAGAAGACAGAUAAGACCAGUUAUGGUGCAUUUGUGGAUGUGAAUCCUAUGCAAGAAGAAUUAUCACUCAGGAUCUUGAUUGACCACUCCAUAGUGGAGAGCUUUGGAGCAAAAGGAAAGGUUUGCAUUACUUCAAGGGUUUAUCCCACAAAGGCUAUUGGUGAGAAGGCACACUUGUAUGCAUUCAAUAAUGGAGUCCACAGCAUUAAGCUCUCCAAAUUGACUGCUUGGUCCAUGAAAAAACCAACCAUCAAUUGACUCCAUCCUCAAUAUUAAUGUUACUAAGGAUAUAUCAUAUAAAUAAAUAAAUUAGCUUGUCGGUCUGGUGAUGAUUACAUUUGUAUGUCGUGCGUUAUUUUUAAUGUAACUUAUUAUGCAAGUAAUAAUAUAAAGAUUGAUGAUGAAGAAAGCAUGUACUCAUUUCAUUACAUAUAUAUAUAUAGUAUUUUUAAUGUAACUUAUUAUGCAAGUAAU